CACCAGCAAAAGAUCCAAGAUGACAACACCCCUAUUAUUCCUCCAAGGGGUUCCUUCUAACAAAGAAAUAAGGUUGUCAAACUUCACCCAGAAGCGUGAGCAUACAGUAGUUAUCAAUCUUAGGGUUUGCCCCCUGACUAUCCCUAAAGCAAGUUUUAUUGCCUUUGUGUUUGAAAUGUGCCAUGCCUUACUAUUGUUGUGUGUGAGCCGCAAGAUGCAGGUGUAGUUUUAUUUAGGGAUAUGUAUCAGGUAACUCUACCCCUCCUUUAACCCCUCCCUCUUGCUCUUUCAGGAAGUUGACAUCAGGCAGAUAAGCAUAAAAUGUGACAGAUAGCAGAAGGUUUUUUUUUUCCUCCAGAGACAUCUCUCCAACAGAGCAGAAUCUUCAGGUCGGAGUUGCGUGAAGCAACGGGCAUCAUCUUCCUAAUUUUCCGUUGAAGCCAAAGAGGCAGGAUCCAGGAUGGUUUAAAGAAUCGUGUCAGUGUAAACAUGGGAAAUAAAUGAUGAGGAAAGGAUGUAUGUAUUUCUAUUGAAUACCUCCUAGAUUGAAUAGACCCGGAGGCAGGCCAUAAAUCCUCCAGCACCUGUUUAGCCUGUUUAGGCUUGCUUUCUGAAUGGAAGUCAGUUUUGUGAAGAGACAAGAGUUAUAUCCAGCCGUCCCUUUUCCUCCAGCUUCCACAACCUGCGCUCUUGUGUGGAUUUCAGCAUUCAAAACAGCAAAACAGGACGAGUCAUCAUGUCAUCUGGGUCUUUUACUAAGAGCCUACAACCUAUUUUGAUCACUACCAUUAUACUAGGGAUUCUUAUGACUGUGUUUUUUGUGUAUUAUAAGCCAUCUACAAGCUGGUUAUAUAGUGCGACAGAGCCAGAGGUUCCAAAAGAUGAGGUCAGGAGCACCGUCUCCACUAAGAGCAGUAAAAAUGUGACGACAUUGCUGGUCUGGUUUUGGCCCUUUGGAAGCAAAUAUGACCUGACCGUGUGCAGCUCGGCCUUCAACAUCGAGGGCUGCUUCAUCACAGCAGACAGAACAUUCUACAAUCAGUCAGAUGGGCUGCUCAUCCAUUACCGGGACGUCAGCGGCGACUUGUCCAACCUGCCGAAGCUCGAGCGACCGCCAUUCCAGAAGUGGAUAUGGAUGAACCUGGAGUCACCGACCCAUUCAUGGACACAUCCUGGGGUCGAGAACCUAUUCAAUUUGACUCUCAAUUACCGUCGGGAUGCUGAUAUUAACGUUCCUUAUGGAUCCAUUUUAGCAGCGAAGACCAAGGAGGACUUUGUACCACCGAGCAAAGACAAGCUGGUCUGCUGGAUUGUGAGCAACUGGGACCCAAACCAUGUGAGGGUGAAAUACUAUAAUGAACUUAAAAAUCACAUUGAGAUCCACACAUAUGGAAACGCCUUUAAUCACCGUCUUUCUGAUCAAGACUUCCUUCCGACAAUAAGAAGCUGUAAGUUUUAUUUGUCCUUCGAGAACUCGAUCCACAAGGAUUACAUCACUGAGAAACUGUACAACCCGCUCUCUGUGGGCACAGUGCCGGUGGUUCUCGGCCCACCGAGGAAGAACUAUGAGAACUUUGUUCCAGGAGAUGCUUUUAUCCACAUAAAUGACUUUGCUUCAGCCAAAGAGCUGGCCGAGUACCUGCUGCAGCUGGACAAGAACGAGGAAAUGUAUCUCAAGUACUUCAAGUGGCGGCGGCACUUUAGAGCAAAGACAGUCCAGUUCUGGGCCGAGCACACGUGCAAGGCUUGUGAUUAUCUAAAAAGGCACUCAGAGUACCAGGUAUUCAAAGGCCUUGACAAGUGGUACUGGGGCUAGAUUUCCUUCUUUUACCUUGUCACCUCUUCAUGAAAUACAAAACAGACAUAAAAAAAAGUGGCUGCUCGAGAGCAAGACAAGCAAAUAAGAGAAGGAUUUUAAGUAAUGCUGGAUUUAACUGAGGCAAUCUCUGGAAUGUGAAUGCUCUUUUAAAGAAUUUAAAGAAUUUGUCCUUUGAUUAAUUUUGCACAUCUUAAAAUGACAGCUAGAUGCCCUGAAAACUGGAAUAUGAGGGUUGAAGACAGUUUGAACCAUUGAAAGUCUGGGAAAACACGACAUAUGUUCUCAAAGGACAAAUAAUGACGGGCAAAAGUCAUCUCCUUAUAUGUGUGCAUCAAGAUCAUCAGAGGUAGCACUCAUGCUGUAUGCGUAUAGCAUUCACUUGGGAAAAAAAAAGAAAAAGCUCUGUUUUUGCGUGACACCCCCCCCCUUUAAUGGAAGCCAACAUGACCAACUUGUUUAGUUUUAUCAAGUUUUCCUUUAAUCUGGGUUUAAGACACUGGGAGAUAGUCCUGUCUCUAAGCCAUAUAGAUGGUAUUACCAUUAGUUUGUCGACUUUAUGCAGAAACCUAAGGACUAUGCCGUUGUUCAGACGGAAAGCCAUUUCAGAUCUCCUCUACAUAACAAUGUUUCUCCAGGAGCAGUUGAACAUAUCUGAUCCAUGGAUACAAGAUGAUGAAUGCAUUCCGGCUGGCUUUGAGGUGGCCCAAGAGACGAUCAGGAGACUGCUGAAAAUAUUGGAUCUGCAAGGUGUGCAGCUGAGGAGACGGAAUCGCCUUCGAAGGCGUAUGGGCGGAAAACAUUACCUGGAAAAAUAGAAGAAAUUAUAUUUAAAACAUGGUGGAAAAAAAUACCUCAAAAAACAGAAACAAUUAUUCAUAAAAGCAGGGCGGAAAAAAUUACGCCGAAAAGCAAAGCUUUUUUUUUUUUUCCAAGUGAAUGCAUUACGCUUCCAUAAUUCAUGGAAAUACUGUAGACAUAUUUUAAAACAUAAACAGUACAUAGACAAAUAAAUGUAAAAGGAAAUGAAAGUGCCUUUAAAAGUUUUUUUUUCUCUUAUAUUUAUAUUUUCAUAUUCUGGUGUCUGGGCAAUGAAAAAAAAAUCAUUAACUAACAAAGUUAGUCCGAAUUUUUUUAUGUUUUUUGUUUUUCCUUCCAUUAUUAAUCAUUUUGGGAUUUUUUUUUCAUUUCAUUUUUUUUUCUGAGGUUCUAACCCUAUGUAUAUGAUCUUGCUGAGAUGGCUGAGCCAAAAUGCAAUAGAGAUUUGUGUGAAGCCCUGUGACUUUAGGCACUUUGUGCUAUCAUAGAUGAAGUUAUCAUGAGUAGGGAAUUUCAAAGAGAGAGAGGGGGGGACAAUCUAGCUACGGGUGGAAUACCAGACAUAUACUAAAAAGCAAGCAAAUAAUGUAGUAAAGUUUCACAUCAGUGUAUUUGAAUAAAUACAUUUAACAAUAACAGCAUUAUAAUGAUGAUUUGCAGUGUUUUAUUUUUUGUAGCUCUUGAGCUACAAAGCUCUGGAAGUCAUCAUUGCUGCAGAUGAGGGCCAGUUCAGUUUUCAACUUGUUCUUGUUCAGCAGACGAUAAACUUCCAUGGUGUGUUCAGUGCACUGAUCAGAUUUUUGGUGAAGGAGAAACGGUCUUGUGCAUGGCCUAAGAUUAAGCAUUUUGUUAUUAAUCUGGUGUAAUGCUCCAUGCAGUGCCAAAUGAAUAUGCUGCAUGUAAUUUACUGUCCGUAUACUUCACGUAACUGUGACUGUUCAGGGAUCGUGGUCUCUUUAAAUGGUGUGAUGACACUGAGCUCCAUGCGGGUUGGAUUGCUGAACAGCGCCAUUUUUGUUUAGAGUUCCUCUCUUGCAAUUGCAAUAAAUGAGAUAUGCUUUUGUGUGAUCAACAUGUGAAAUUGUCUACUCGAUUUUCUGAAAUUUCCACAAAUGGAUAAGUUUAAUAGAAUAUGGAAAUAGGUAUAAGUCAGCUUUGGCAUUGGUAUUAUGAAUUAAUAUAUAAAAACAAAUUAUCUGAUGUAUUAUGUGUUCAUUACAUUUAAGGGCAAGUGUAAAUUAACGUAGCACCUCUAUAAAAGUAGCCUAUUAUAUUAUACAUGGUCUAUUCUAAGGUGUGUACUUUUCUGCACAAUACACAACUACGAUUAAAAACAUUGUAAAAGACCAACAGCACACAUUUAGCUUCUAUGACACAGCCGUAGUGGGCCUCAUCUCCAACAACGAUGAGUCUGCUUACUAGACUGAGAUUAAACAUCUCGUGGAGCUGAUAGUGGACUUUGGCAGGAACCAGGGGAACCUCCUCCUGGUCCUGUCAUAUUAACACCUCGGUGAAGAAAGGCCCCCAGCAUCUUUACUUCCUAACUGAGGGACUUCCAACGCCCACUCAGGGCACUUACGAACUUCUACACUGGCACUAUAGAGAGUGUCCUGAGUGGGAGCAUCACUAACUGGAGGGGGAACGUCGCCAAAAGGACCAGCUGGCUCUCAGGAGGGUGGUUCGCUCUGCUGAGAGGACCAUCAGGCCCACCCUCCCAAACCUGCAGGAUAUUUAUUCCAACUGCUGCAGGAUAUUUAUUCCAACUGCUGCAGGAUAUUUAUUCCAACUGCUGCAGGAUAUUUAUUCCAACUGCUGCAGGAUAUUUAUUCCAACUGCUGCAGGGCCAGAGCCAGGAAGAUCAGCAGCAACCCCAGCCACCCAAACAAUGGACUGUUAUCCUUGCUACCUUCAGGGAGACGGUACAAACAGCUGAGGGUCAAAGCAGACAGGAUUAGAAGGAGUUUCUUUCCUCGGGCCACCAGCCUGUUGAACUCCACGUAACAUACACAUACUGUACAUCUCUUUGCACUACUACACUUUGCCAUUUUGCCAUUUAACAUUGACUCUUUCCUUAGUACUUGCACCCAGUUUAUUGCACUGUAUGCACCUAUUUCUACCUUUUCUAUUGCUUUUGAAUGUUCUUUACGUUUUUACUCAUUUUUUUUUAAUCGUUUGAUUUGAACUAAGGUACAUAAGAAUUUCACUGUAAUUACUUGAAAUUAUAUG
Cololabis saira (Pacific saury) is the source of this 4861-nucleotide messenger RNA. RefSeq names its product 4-galactosyl-N-acetylglucosaminide 3-alpha-L-fucosyltransferase 9-like. Bases 737 to 1816 code for a protein of 359 amino acids. The transcript is spliced from 4 exons. Gene Ontology annotation, molecular function: alpha-(1->3)-fucosyltransferase activity. Gene Ontology annotation, cellular component: membrane. The record is from RefSeq and is a predicted model, not a curated record. Lineage: Eukaryota; Metazoa; Chordata; Actinopteri; Beloniformes; Belonidae.